This is a messenger RNA of Cylicocyclus nassatus, 423 nucleotides long. NCBI's taxonomy places the organism in Eukaryota, Metazoa, Nematoda, Chromadorea, Rhabditida, Strongylidae. The record is from the annotation of a GenBank genome assembly.
CAUGUCGUCGUCCAUCCGGCAACGGUCGAGGCUACUCGAACGCGAUGAUGAAUUCAUGGAUGAUGUGGUACCCAUUGAUGAUGAUGAUGAUGUUGGGGGGCUACGGCGGAUAUGGCGGAUAUGGCGGAUAUGGCACUGGAUACGGCACUGCCGCGGCUGCGACCACAGCAGCCAUUUCUCCUAUCUCAGCUGUCUCAACUAUGCAGCAAUGCGUAGGACCAUGCGUUAACGGUGCUUGUCCUGCUGGCUACAUAUGUAAUGCGUUUGGUGUAUGUUGCAGAUGAAACAACUCCUUUUGCUUUCGUAAAUUAAAGCAGGCAAUUUGAUGAAUUUUGUGGAAUUGUAGAUAUAAGUUUUUGUGCAACGAGUGCCCUAAAGAGAGCAUAUUUACUCUGACACUGCAAGUGUUUUCAAUAAAUUUGC